AUGACCGAUUCUGAUUCACCAAAGGCAGACACUGCCGUCGACCUGCGUGAAGAGUAUGUCCCUGUCCCGUCUUCAUAUUCUUGCCGACUCUUACUCAUACACUCUAGUGUUGGGAAACUAUCCCCGGCCGCCGACACCACCCAGACUCAUCUUGACCCAGCCGCUGAGGCCCGACUUCGAAGGAGAAUUGACCUGCACAUCCUGCCGAUUGUCAGCAUUCUCUACUUGUUCUGCUUUAUUGACCGUUCAAACAUCGGAAACGCUCGUCUAGCCGGUUUCGAGCAAGACUUGGGGAUGAAGGGCAUCGACUACAACGCCACGCUUUCCCUGUUCUAUGUCUCUUAUAUCAUAUUCGAAAUCCCCUCCAACAUACUCUGCAAGAUAAUCGGGCCUGGCUGGUUCUUACCCAUUUUGACCAUCCUCUUUGGCGGCUGCUCAGUUGCAAAUGCUUUUGUGACAAACGUGCCGCAGGCCAUGGCUAUUCGCUUCCUUUUGGGCAUCUUCGAAGCUGGAAUGCUACCUGGCAUUGCCUAUUACCUCUCACGAUGGUAUCGAGCGUCCGAACUGGUCUUCCGAAUCGCUUGCUACAUCGUAACAGCCGCUUUGGCCGGAGCAUUUGGUGCCUUGCUUGCAUCGGCUAUCCUCACCAUGGAUAGCUUCGGAUCUCUUCGUACCUGGCGGAUGAUAUUUGGCAUCGAGGGGAUGAUCACUAUGGUUCUUGGCCUGAUCUCUCUAUUCAUCUUGACCGAUAGCCCUGCCACGGCUCGCUGGCUUACGGCAGAGGAGAAGAAGCUCGCCGAGGACCGUUUGCGAUCCGAGCGUGUUAGCCAGUCACAGGUUCUGGAUCGAAUCGACAAGAAGAAGCUCCUCAGGGGCAUUGUCAACCCGGUGACGAUGGCAACCUCUAUAGCCUUCUUUUUCAAUAACAUCACGGUCCAAGGUCUUAGCGUGUUUGCGCCAACGAUUGUACGCACGAUUUAUAGCGACCGGAGUGUGGUUCAGCAGCAGCUCUACACUGCGCCACCGUAUAUUGUUGGGGCCUUCUUCACACUUCUGGUACCAUAUUUCAGCUGGAAACUUGACAAGCGACAAAUCUUCUUGGCCCUAUGCUCGAUACCUACCGCCGUUGGUUAUAUCAUGUUCCUCGCAUCCAAGGACUUGAUGGUGAGGUACGCAGCCUUUUUCUUCGUGGCUGCCCUCAUAUUUUCCUACGCGCCUCUAUCGAAUGGCCAGGUCUCUGCCAAUGUUGUUUCUGAUACAGCUCGAUCAUCUGCGAUCGGAUGGAACGUUAUGAUAGGGAACAUUGGUGGGCUUAUUGCGAUGUGGUCGUUUCUACCCUCGGAUGGGCCUGACUAUCCGAUUGGUAACGGGAUAAACCUGGCCGGGCAGGUUGUCAUAAUGUCUGUCAUGUAUUUGACAUUGUUGUGGAUGAAGCGGGACAAUAGAGGCAGGGAUACAAGGCAAAGGGAGGCGGAGGCCGCGUUGGGCAAUGUUGAUGCUGAGGGUAUUGAGGAUCUAGACUGGAAGCACCCGCGUUUUCGGUGGAGAAUUUAG
Molecule: messenger RNA, 1554 nt
Organism: Fusarium falciforme
Lineage: Eukaryota; Fungi; Ascomycota; Sordariomycetes; Hypocreales; Nectriaceae
Product: MFS domain-containing protein
Exons: 2
Coding region: 1-1554 (517 amino acids)
Biological process (GO): transmembrane transport
Cellular component (GO): membrane
Molecular function (GO): transmembrane transporter activity
Source: RefSeq, a predicted model, not a curated record